AUGGGAAGAAGCCCUUGUUGCCCAAAGGAGGGUUUGAACAAAGGAGCUUGGACAGUUCUUGAAGACCAAAUUCUCACUGAGUAUAUCAAUACCCAUGGUGAAGGAAAAUGGAGAAACCUUCCCAAGGAAGCUGGUCUUCAAAGAUGUGGAAAGAGCUGUAGAUUGAGGUGGUUGAAUUAUCUUCGACCAGAUAUUAAAAGGGGUAAUAUUUCUGAGGAAGAAGAGGACCUCAUAAUUAGGCUCCAUAAGCUUUUGGGCAACAGAUGGUCACUAAUAGCAGGAAGACUUCCAGGACGAACAGACAAUGAAAUCAAAAACUACUGGAACACAACCCUAGCAAAGAAAGUUAUCAACAAUGGUGUAGAUGAUCAUCGUGAUGGUCUUGAUCACUCCAUUAAGAGUGUUGAUAGUAAUAAUAAUGAUGAUCAUGAUCAGUAUGGUUAUGGUUUGAAAAAUAGCCGACCAUUGCUUUUCUCUGAGGAAAUGCUUGAGGAAUGGAUUAGUGGAAAUGAUGAACAAUAA
Molecule: messenger RNA, 522 nt
Organism: Humulus lupulus (European hop)
Lineage: Eukaryota; Viridiplantae; Streptophyta; Magnoliopsida; Rosales; Cannabaceae
Product: transcription factor MYB123-like
Exons: 4
Coding region: 1-522 (173 amino acids)
Source: RefSeq, a predicted model, not a curated record